UCCCAGGCCUAGGGAGCCCGCUGGUGGAAGGGCUGGUGGGAGGAGUUGCCAGUGGCCUGGGAUGAUUCUAGACCUUUCAGAAGGGGAGCCAUACCCAAUUCCCACCUGAGCCUGCCUCUUUUCAGUACGUGUUCCUGUCCCCAGCCAAGGUCUACAGGACAUUCACUGUUUGCUUAGCUGAGGCUACUCCAGUUUUUGGCUUGGAGAUCCCAACUUCCCAGAAGCCGCCCCCAGAGGGGUGGGACAGUGAGCUUGUUAUUAAUUCAUUCCCCAUAUCCUCUCAAGUUCAGAAGCAACCUGCCAGGCACUGGAGCCAAAAUGAAGACUUCAGCCCCUGGCCGCACCUGUGGCAUCUCACUGCUGCUGCUCUCGCUGCUGGCUGCCCUCCACACGACCACUGCCCGAAAGAAUGACAUCGACAUCUACAGCCUCACCGUGGACUCCAAGGUCUCGUCCAGAUUUGCCCACACUGUCAUCACCAGCAGGGUGGUCAACAAGGCCGAUACGAUGCAGGAGGCCACUUUCCAGGUGGAGCUGCCCAGGAGAGCCUUCAUCACCAACUUCUCCAUGAUCAUCGAAGGAGUGACCUACCCAGGGAUCAUCAAGAAGAAGGCUGCAGCCCAGGAGCAGUACAGCGCAGCUGUGGCCAGGGGAGAGAGUGCUGGCCUUGUCAAGGCUGCCGGAAGAAAGACGGAGCAGUUCCAGGUGUCGGUCAGUGUGGCUCCCACUGCCAAGGUCACCUUUGAGCUGGUGUAUGAGGAGCUGCUCAAGCGGCAUCUGGGAGCAUAUGAGCUGCUGCUCAAAGUCCAGCCCCAGCAGCUGGUCAAGCACCUGCAGAUGGACAUUCACAUCUUCGAGCCUCAGGGCAUCAGCUUUCUGGAGACAGAGAGCACCUUCAUGACCAAUGAACUGGCAGACGCGCUCACCGUCUCGCAGAACAAGACCAAGGCUCACAUCCAAUUCAAGCCCGUGCUCUCCCAGCAAAAGUCAUCAGGGCAGCAGGACACAGUCCUGGAUGGCAACUUCAUCGUCCGCUAUGAUGUGAACCGGACCAUCUCCGGGGGCUCCAUUCAGAUCGAGAAUGGCUACUUUGUGCACUACUUUGCCCCCGAGGGCCUACCCACAAUACCCAAGAAUGUGAUCUUUGUCAUUGACAAAAGCGGCUCCAUGAGCGGCAGGAAGAUGCAGCAGACCCGGGAAGCCUUAAUCAAGAUCCUGGAUGACCUCAGCCCCAAAGACCAGUUCAACCUUAUCAGCUUCAGCGGGGAUGCAGCCCAGUGGAAGCCCUUGCUGGUGCCGGCCUCAGCUGAGAACGUGAACCAGGCCAGGAGCUAUGCUGCCGGCAUCCAGGCCCACGGAGGGACUGACAUCAACGAGGCGGUGCUGAUGGCCGUGCAGCUGCUGAACAGUGCCAAACAGAAGGAGCUGAUGCCGGAGGGGACCGUCUCCCUCAUCAUCCUGCUCACCGACGGCGACCCCACCAUGGGGGAGACCAACCCUGCAAGGAUCCAGAGGAACGUGAAGGAAGCUAUAGAUGGCCAGUACAGCCUCUUCUGCCUGGGCUUUGGCUUCGACGUCAGCUAUGCCUUCCUGGAGAAGCUGGCGCUGGACAACGGCGGCCUGGCUCGGCGCAUCUAUGAGGACUCGGACUCCGCCCUGCAGCUCCAGGACUUCUACGAGGAAGUGGCCAACCCAUUGCUGACAGCAGUGACCUUUGAGUACCCCAGCAACGUGGUGGAGGAGGUCUCGCAGGACAACUUCCGGCUGCUCUUCAAAGGCUCCGAGAUCGUCGUGGCCGGGAAGCUCCGGGACCAGAGCCCUGAUGUGCUCUCAGCCAAAGUCAGGGGGCAGCUGCACAUGCAGAACAUCACCUUCCAAACGGAGUCCAGAGUGACGGAGCAGGAGAAGGAGUUCCAGAGCCCCAAGUACAUCUUCCACAGCUUCAUGGAGAGACUCUGGGCGUACCUGACCAUCCAGCAACUGCUGGAGCAAAUGGUUUCAGCAUCCGCUACUGAGAAGCAGGCCCUCGAGACCCGAGCUCUGAACCUGUCGCUCCACUACUGCUUUGUCACUCCCCUCACGUCAAUGGUGGUCACCAAACCCGAUGGCAGAGAACGUUCUGAAGUUGCUGAGAAGCCCGUGGAAACCAAUAGGGAAAACAGACACAAGAACUUCUAUUUAGGUCGUCCGUACUCCAGACCUCAUACCACAGGAGACAGAGGGUUCAGAUUAACAGCGGGAACUUCCGGGAAGAUACCUAACGUCCCAGGGAGAGCGGGACCACGAGGACCUCUUAAUUCUCCUCAUCCUUAUCCAGACUACCUCACAGCUGGAGAGUCACUGCUACCGGGCAUGUUAGCUCCCUCCGUUCCUGAAAGGAUGAUUCAUGGCAUGGAUUUAAGAGCCAAAGAUGUCCCUGCAGUAGCUUCUGACUCUAUAACAGGGAGACUCGGGGAGAGGAAAGCCUCGGGGAGCUCUACAGACUUGCCACAACCAGCCAAGACAGCCUCACCCCCAGCUGCUGUCCCAGCCCCCAUCCAGGCGCCUCCCGUCAUCCUGAUGCUGCCUGGACAGAGCGUGGACCGCCUCUGUGUGGACAUCAAGCACUCUCAGGGGCCGAUGAAUCUGCUGGCAGACCCUGACCAAGGGAUUGAGGUGACCGCCCAGUACGAGACAGAGAGGGCCCAGUUCUCAUGGAUCAAGGUGACCUUCAAGAACCCCCAGCUGCAGGUCCGCGCCUCCCCUGAGCACGUGGUAGUGACCCGGAACCGAAAAAACUCUGCCUACAAGUGGAAGGAGACACUGUUCUCGGUGACACCCAGCCUCAAGAUGACCAUGGAUGAAGCGGGACUCCUGCUGCUUAGCAGCCCGGACAGAGUGACCAUAGGCCUGCUACCCUGGGACGGCCCUGGCGAGGGGCUCCGGCUCCUCCUGCGGGACACCGACCGGUUCUCCAGCCGCGUCGGCGGGACCCUCGGCCAGUUUUACCAGGACGUGCUCUGGGGGCCCCCAGCAGCGGCAGAUGACAGCAAGCGAACCCUGAGGGUUCAAGGCCUUGACUACUCUGCCACCAGAUUGCUCAAGCUGGAUUACCAAGAGGGGUCCCCAGGAACAGAGAUUUCCUGCUGGUCCAUAGAACUGUAGUUAUGUGGGAGGGGUUAAGCCCACCCCCUCCCCCCAUGCUGCCCGAAAGUGUGCAGAGGACUGCCACCCUGUGACCCGAGGGCCGCCUGUGGGGCCUGGGCUUCAAUGGGGAGGAUAUUUUGACUCAUUACAAAUAAAGGUGGUGUAAGCCCA
Messenger RNA from Ailuropoda melanoleuca (giant panda), 3297 nucleotides. It is a transcript of the gene ITIH4, whose product is annotated as inter-alpha-trypsin inhibitor heavy chain 4. The coding region runs from base 319 to 3144 and encodes 941 amino acids. Gene Ontology annotation, molecular function: serine-type endopeptidase inhibitor activity. NCBI's taxonomy places the organism in Eukaryota, Metazoa, Chordata, Mammalia, Carnivora, Ursidae. Gene Ontology annotation, biological process: hyaluronan metabolic process. The record is from RefSeq and is a predicted model, not a curated record. The transcript has 23 exons.